AUGGACGUGGCUCCGAGGCUGGGAAGCGACGCAACUGCAUUGCAGCCCACGUCUAUUGCGUCGCCCGCAGGAGGUAGAGGUCGGAUACCGCCGCCACCAUUCAAUGCUGGUGGACUGAGGCGGAAUGCGCUGGAUCAUGUCAGAAGCUAUCGAAGAUUAUUCAAUGGCAGCCACUCGUCGACAAUCGACUUGCAUGCAGCUGAAGGGCCGUCUGAGACAACGAAUAUUGGCAAGCACCCAACUAAGAAACAUGCUGUCUGA
Cladophialophora bantiana CBS 173.52 is the source of this 261-nucleotide messenger RNA. RefSeq lists its product as uncharacterized. The transcript has a single exon. The coding region runs from base 1 to 261 and encodes 86 amino acids. The record is from RefSeq and is a predicted model, not a curated record. NCBI's taxonomy places the organism in Eukaryota, Fungi, Ascomycota, Eurotiomycetes, Chaetothyriales, Herpotrichiellaceae.